Molecule: messenger RNA, 782 nt
Organism: Asparagus officinalis (garden asparagus)
Lineage: Eukaryota; Viridiplantae; Streptophyta; Magnoliopsida; Asparagales; Asparagaceae
Product: two-component response regulator ARR17-like
Exons: 5
Coding region: 132-602 (156 amino acids)
Biological process (GO): cytokinin-activated signaling pathway; phosphorelay signal transduction system
Source: RefSeq, a predicted model, not a curated record
AUAUAUGCUUUCCUUCCACCAUAUCAUCUUUUUUAUAUGAUUUUAUUUGUAUAUAUAUACUUUUUUUUCAUAUUUGUCAUCUAUAAAUCAAUCUGUUCAUCAUUUUUCCCCCUUGAGAGGUUGGAGAAAGGAUGGGGUCUUCAUCUUGUCUUGAUGGAGGGCAGCUGCAUGUGCUCGCGGUGGAUGAUAAUGUCAUUGAGAGGAAGUUCAUCGAGGCAUUGCUUAAAAAUUCUUCAUACAAAGUAACCACAGCAGAGAAUGGGCGAAGCGCAUUGGAAUACUUGGGCUUAUUAGGAGAGACAAAACCUAGCCCAAUGAGAACCAAUGAUGCAAAGGUAAAUCUGAUAAUUACAGACUAUAGCAUGCCUGGGAUGACAGGCUACGAGCUUAUGAAAAAAGUUAAGGAAUCAUCAAAUUUCAAAGAGAUUCCAUUUGUCAUUAUGUCAUCAGAGAAUAUUCCUACUCGCAUAGAGAAGUGCUUAGAAGAUGGAGCCCAAGAGUUUAUGUUGAAGCCCCUUCAGCAGUCUGAUGUCAAGAAGUUAAAAUACCAUAUGCAGAAAAUUGACAGCCACUUACAUGGAAGGCUUUGCCUUGGGUUAUAGGUUUUGGAGAAAUAAUGCAAUUGUGGAAAUGAACAAAAUCUCUCAAUUUUUUUCCAGUCACAUAACGGAAGGAUUUCCAGUUAAAUAAUCGUGAUAAUUUAUUUGGACCAGAUCGUUAUAUUUGACGUUCAUUUCAAAUGAUUUAUGUUUUGGAGGUGAACAAUCAAUCGAUAACUCAGC